Messenger RNA from Anas platyrhynchos (mallard), 1818 nucleotides. It is a transcript of the gene FHL2, whose product is annotated as four and a half LIM domains 2. Gene Ontology annotation, biological process: negative regulation of transcription by RNA polymerase II; negative regulation of calcineurin-NFAT signaling cascade. NCBI's taxonomy places the organism in Eukaryota, Metazoa, Chordata, Aves, Anseriformes, Anatidae. Gene Ontology annotation, molecular function: transcription factor binding; transcription coregulator activity. Gene Ontology annotation, cellular component: Z disc; nucleus. The record is from RefSeq and is a predicted model, not a curated record.
CGAGGGGUUUCACUGGGCUGGGGAAGGCAGCAGCCUGCUUCCACACCACGCUGCCUGCGGAGCUGAAAUGAGAAGAGCUGCUCUGGGCAGGCACUAGGAAGCCCCGGCUGGCUGUACCGCUCUCCUCUGCAGGCAGGCCGGUGUGCUCCUCACCCGUUUGUUAAUGGACGUGACCCCCUGCCCCUGCUCCGGGAGGUGACACUAGCUGCCCGCUGCUGCUCUAAUAGCUGGACUCCAGACACCAACAUGACCGAACGCUUUGACUGCCACUACUGCAAAGAGUCCCUGUUUGGCAAGAAGUACAUCCUGAGGGAGGACAGCCCCUACUGCGUGAAAUGCUACGAAAACCUCUACUCCAACACCUGUGAGGAAUGCAAAAAACCUAUUGGCGCUGACUGCAAGGAUCUGUCUUACAAGGACCGCCACUGGCAUGAAACCUGCUUUCACUGCUUCCAGUGCAAGAACUCAUUGGUGGACAAGCCUUUUGCCGCAAAAGAGGAACAUCUACUUUGCACUGACUGCUACUCCAAUGAAUACUCUUCCAAAUGUAAUGAGUGCAAGAAGACUAUUAUGCCAGGCACACGGAAGAUGGAAUAUAAAGGCAACAGCUGGCACGAGACUUGCUUUAUCUGCUACCGCUGUCAACAGCCAAUUGGGACAAAGAGUUUCAUCCCGAAAGACAAUCAAAACUUCUGCGUACCCUGCUACGAAAAGCAGUUUGCUAUGCAGUGCGUCCAGUGCAAGAAGGCUAUCACUUCAGGAGGCGUUACUUACCGGGAGCAGCCCUGGCAUAAGGAGUGCUUUGUUUGCACUGGAUGCAAGAAGCAGUUGUCCGGACAACGCUUUACCUCCAGGGAUGAGUUUGCGUAUUGCCUGAGCUGCUUCUGCAACCUUUACGCCAAAAAGUGUGCUGGAUGCACAAACCCGAUCAGUGGUCUCGGAGGAACCAAGUACAUCUCGUUUGAAGAGCGGCAGUGGCAUAAUGAUUGCUUUAACUGUAAGAAGUGUUCUCUCUCGUUAGUGGGCCGUGGCUUCCUAACAGAAAGGGAUGACAUCCUUUGCCCUGAAUGUGGAAAGGAUAUUUAAAGCUCAAAAUAAAGAGGCAGGGAAGAGAGGCAGAAAGCCGCGCUUGCAAUUUAUAGCCUGAAACACACAGAUGUUUGGAGCUAGCUUUGCCCUUCCGUGUUUCGCUAUACUAUUAACAUCACUUAACCUUCUUACUCAAACUCUCCAAGUACAGAGGGAAAACAACUUCGGAAUCUCUAGUAGCAGUGAUGGUGUUUAAGAUUUCUGUAGCUAACUAAAACUAAUGCAAAACCUGAGAUAUAAAACCAUUUGGGUGUUACUGACAUACUACACUUUUUUUUUUCCCAUUAAGUAUUCCAGUUUAAGCAUCUGAGUUAAGUUAUGAGCAAGUGAAACAGUCCAGUGAUUACAAUGGCCGCACGCAAUAAAUUCAUAGAUGGGUAUUCAGGGUGAAGCCCCCAGCCUGCUGAAAUUAAUGGCAACCACCACUCAAUUUCAAUAAGGCCGUGGUCUCACCUCAGUGUUCUUGAGCUAUGUGACUAGUGUGUGCUGUCAAGUACGUAGGAAGACUACAGGCGUAGAGGGUGUGUUAAUGUACAAGGAUUUGUGCAAUGUCGUAAAGAGAUAACGAUAAAACAGUUGAAGUGGGAGUGCUUCAUAACAUACACAUUUUAUUGCAUGACUAGCUGAUCAUCGUGUGAAGUACAAGCUCUGAUUGACAGUGCCAGUAUUACAUUUAGUCGACAUUACACCGCACAUUGUAUUUUUCAAAAUAAAGUCAUUUAAAACAAA